Fusarium pseudograminearum CS3096 is the source of this 1473-nucleotide messenger RNA. RefSeq lists its product as uncharacterized. Bases 1 to 1473 code for a protein of 490 amino acids. The record is from RefSeq and is a predicted model, not a curated record. Gene Ontology annotation, cellular component: COP9 signalosome. The transcript is spliced from 3 exons. NCBI's taxonomy places the organism in Eukaryota, Fungi, Ascomycota, Sordariomycetes, Hypocreales, Nectriaceae. Gene Ontology annotation, biological process: ubiquitin-dependent protein catabolic process.
AUGGACGCUGUGACGGCAACUUUGGCUGCCUUCUUGCCAACUCAGGCUGCGACUGAAUCUGCCAAAAAGUACGACUCCAUCAUAAAGGAGCAUAUCGGUGCUGUGAAGUCGCUGUUAUCCAACCAGCGCCAGGCCAUCAAUGAGAAUACAAGCCAAAUUCUACAGGGCAUCGACCCCUCAAUCGACUCCAUCGCAUUUCUAGCCAUCCUCCAUUCAUCGCUCUCAAGCCCAACUCCACCACCAGGCAUCGAUCGACGCACGCUUCUUGACGAGACCUUGAGAUUCCUUCUCAAUUUCAACCCCCUUCAGGUUCGAUAUGUUGGAGUGAUAUUUCGAAAGCUUCUCGAACAUGUCGCUGAAGGAAAGCUAUUCACAUCAGCAGUUUCUGUGGAGGCUGUAGCCAGUGCAUUAUUGCGACUCGAUCCCACUGGAAGUAUGUUCACAUCUACUCACUUGGCAUUGGUCAAGAUCGCCUAUCAGACCGCCUGGAUCGAGCCUGCAUUAAAGGUUUUGGAUUGCGACACCACUUUCUUCCCUGGCACGGUCGGCCAGAAAGACUCGAAGCCGCUUUGCGAUAGCAGCAUGCACUCAGCCGCAUUUAUCUCGGUCGAAACGGGUCUGACCGAGUCAGUGAAGAGCACUACUAUCUUGGAGUACUACCACCUGAGCGCGCUUUGCUACAUGACACAACGGGACUGGACGAAAGCCCAUCGAGCCCUCGAGCAUGUUAUCACAUACCCUUCUAAGGAUAAGGGAGUUGCCAAGAUCAUGGAUGAAGCAUACAAGCGAUGGCUGUUAGUUGGUCUGCUGAAGGAUGGAAAGGAGCCAACAUUGCCAUCAUAUACUUCCCUUCAUGCUAAAAACACUUACUCCACGCUGGGGACGCCAUAUAAGAACAUUGCCACCCAGUUUGCGACUACGAACGCAGGCCAGCUCAAGGCUGAUGCUGAGGCAAACCGUCUGGUUUGGGAGGAGGAUGGUACCUCGUCUCUAAUCGCAGAGGUGAUUGCAGCUUACCAAAAGUGGCAAAUCAUCAACCUUCGGGAUAUCUACAAGCGAAUAUCCAUCUCGCAAUUGCGCCAGUCCACCCUCUCUGCAGAGACAGGCGAGAAUCUUCCGGACGAUGACACAGCGAUACAAAUUGUACGAGAAAUGAUCGAUUCUGGCUUGUUAAAGGGCGACCUGGAGUCGAGUAACGACGGAAACGAGCUCUUCCUACAUUUCCACGACGAUAGCGAGACCAUGACAGAGGCGGAGUUUGCUCAGGAGAUUGCCCAGCGUUACCACAACAUUGAGAACCUAGGAAAACAAUACAAGGCAGCCAACGAACGACUAAGCAGCAGCAAGGAAUACGUUAAGCACGUUGUCAAGGAGCAGAGGCGGGCUGAUAAGGACUCGGGCGACCCUGGAGUUGGCUUCGAUUCUCAAAUAGAAGAUGAAGAUCUCAUGACAGGCAUCAUGGCACAUGGCUAG